This is a messenger RNA of Corylus avellana, 1200 nucleotides long. Lineage: Eukaryota; Viridiplantae; Streptophyta; Magnoliopsida; Fagales; Betulaceae. The record is from RefSeq and is a predicted model, not a curated record.
AUGAACAACAACGAGAGCAAUGAGUAUGGUGAGUAUGUGGGCUUAUCCAAGGCUUUGCGAAGAGGUGAGUUGAACGCUGCCAUGGAGUUCUUUAUGCUCCGACCCGAUGCAGUGAAUGCAAAAAUCACAUUAUGGGGUCAAACGGCUCUUCAUAUUGCUGUAGCUGCGGGACAUUUGCAUAUAGUGGAGGAGUUGAUCGGGCGCAUGUCGGAAGAAGCUUUGGAAAUAAAAGAUUACCAGGGAGUUACAGCUCUGUUUGAGGCACUUUUUAUUGGAAACUACUCGAUGGCAAAGUGUAUGCUUAGUAAGAACAAGAAGUUGGUCAGCAUUGGAAAUUCUGCAAAUGUACUUCCAGUUGUUCAAGCUAUUUCCAGUGGCUAUAUAGAAUUGACUCGCUAUCUCUAUUCUCUAACUCCGCUGGAAGAUCUAACGCCAGAAAAAGGGGUCAAUGGCGCUUCACUUUGUACCCAGGCAAUAUAUACCAGAAGUUUAGGAAUUGAGCAUUUAUAUGAAAUGAAGUUGAUCAGCGCCCAAUGCCAUGAGCUUAUGCAUCACAUGUGCGAACAGAUAUCAAAUUCAAAUCUGCAACAGAGGGUGAAAGGUGGCGUUUAUGCAGCCAUCUUCUGUGCUAUCAAGAAUGGGAUUUUUGAGUUUGUAUUCGAUGUAGUGAAAGCAAAUUCAGAGCUUCUGCGGAGCUUUGAUAGAGACUCAAGAACCAUAUUUUCUACUGCAGUCCUAUAUCGUCAAGCUAAAAUAUUUAGCCUUAUCUAUGGGCUAGAAGCAAAGAACCUUUUGACAUAUUAUAGCGAUGUCCACGGCAAUCAUAUUUUACAUAUGGCAGGGAUGUCAGCAGCUUCCACUCUAAUUAAUCGCAUCCCAGGUGCAGCUUUGCAGAUGCAAAGAGAGCUACAGUGGUUUAAGAUGGUGGAAGGUACUUCGGUAGCACAACAUUUGAAUGAGUGCAAUACAAUAACAAAUCAAUUGUCCUUUGAGGAGGUCGAUUUUGAUGAUGAGAUUUGUGUGUUGAUCGUUUUGGCCUCUUUGCCAAACAGUUGGGUGGCCAUGAGAAUGGCAGUGAGAAAUUAUGUAGGGAAGAGUAAACUUAGACAUGAAGAUAUUCGAGAUUUGAUUCUAAGCGAGGAAGUUCGCAAAACAGAUGCAGAUGAAACCCCAAGUUCUAGUUCUACCUUAAAUCUUUAG